Lodderomyces oxycetoniae is the source of this 846-nucleotide messenger RNA. It is a transcript of the gene REX2, whose product is annotated as Rex2p. The transcript has a single exon. Gene Ontology annotation, molecular function: nucleic acid binding; 3'-5'-RNA exonuclease activity. The coding region runs from base 1 to 846 and encodes 281 amino acids. The record is from RefSeq and is a predicted model, not a curated record. Lineage: Eukaryota; Fungi; Ascomycota; Pichiomycetes; Serinales; Debaryomycetaceae. Gene Ontology annotation, cellular component: mitochondrion.
AUGAUAAGAUUUAUUAAACCAACUAGAUUCACCCACGGGCUCUAUAGAUUUCAUAGACUGCCGUAUAUAUCAUUUGCAGGAAUUUCUGGUGCAGUACAAUUACUUCAUUCUGCAGCAACAGCAACGACUAUUUCCAAAACACCUUCUCUACCAUCACCUUCUUUUGUGAAAAAAUCCAAUUUUCAAAUGAUUAACCAAUUGAUAAAAUCUACAGGUAAACCUGGGAAACCAUUAGUUUGGAUAGAUUGCGAAAUGACGGGAUUGGAUGUAUUUGGGAGCGACAGAAUUAUUGAAAUCUGUUGUAUCAUAACUGAUGAAAAUUUGAAUACAGUCAAUAACGGCGAAUUUUAUGAAAGUACCAUAUACUAUCCAGAAGAAAAAUUAAAUCAAAUGAAUGAAUGGUGUAUAAAAAAUCAUGGCAAACUGGGGCUAACGCAAAGGGUCCUAGACCAUCCAGAACAAACGUUGGAAAAAGUUCAGCUAGAAUUACUAAGUUAUAUCCAAAAAUAUAUAACUACACCAAGAAAAGGAAUUUUGGCUGGUAAUUCAAUCCAUAUGGAUAAAUUCUUUAUGAUGAAGGAUUUCCCAAAAGUCGUUGAUUUUCUACAUUAUCGACUAUUGGACGUUUCAACAAUUAUGGAGUUUGGUAGUAGACACGCACCGGAACUAAUGAGUUUGUCGCCAGAUAAGAAAAGUAGCCAUACUGCAAAGUCAGAUAUCUUAGAAAGUAUAGCUCAAUUGAAGUGGUACAGAGAUAAUUACUUUAAACUGGAGGAGCAGAUUGCAGAAACUGUUAAUAAUUUGAAAAGAGAGAAAAAGAACAGGAGUAGUGGUAAUUUGAAAUAA